AUGAAGACGAGCCGCCGCGGCCGAGCGCUCCUGGCCGUGGCCCUGAACCUGCUGGCGCUGCUCUUCGCCACCACCGCCUUCCUCACCACGCACUGGUGCCAGGGCACGCAGCGGGUCCCCAAGCCCGGCUGCGGCCAGGGCGGGCGCGCCAACUGCCCCAACUCGGGCGCCAACGCCACGACCAACGGCACCGCCGCCCCCGCCACGGCCGCCGCCGCCGCCGCCGGGAACGGCCCCCCUGGCGGCGCGCUCUACAGCUGGGAGACGGGCGACGACCGCUUCCUCUUCAGGAAUUUCCACGCCGGCAUCUGGUACUCGUGCGAGGAGGAGCUCGGCGGGCGCGGUGAAAAAUGUCGCAGCUUCAUUGACCUGGCCCCAGCAUCGGAGAAGGGGGUCCUGUGGCUGUCCGUGGUCUCCGAGGUGCUCUAUAUCCUCCUGCUGGUCGUUGGCUUCAGCCUGAUGUGUGUCGAGCUCGUGCGCUCCAGCAAUGUCAUCGACGGGCUCAAGCUCAACGCCUUCGCCGCUGUCUUCACGGUGCUGUCAGGUCUCCUGGGAAUGGUAGCCCACAUGAUGUACACACAAGUAUUCCAGGUCACUGUGAGUCUUGGCCCUGAAGAUUGGAGACCCCACUCCUGGGACUACGGGUGGUCGUUCUGCCUGGCGUGGGGCUCCUUUACCUGCUGCAUGGCAGCCUCUGUCACCACACUCAACUCCUACACCAAGACGGUCAUUGAGUUCCGGCACAAGCGCAAGGUCUUUGAGCAGGGCUACCGGGAGGAGCCGACCUUCAUAGAACCUGAGGCCAUCAAGUACUUCCGGGAGAGAUGUGAAAUCAAGGCACAGAGAGGUAAAGUGACUUGUCUAAGGUCACACAGCUGGGGAGUGCCAGAGAUCGAGAAGGGGGAUGGGCACGAGGAGGAGGACCUGCGCUUAGACUGUCGUCACGAGCGAUACACUGCCCGACACCAUCCGCACAUGGGAGAUUCCUGGCCCCGGAGCUCUACACAGGAGGUCCCCGAGCUGAACCGCCAGUGCUGGGUCCUGGGGCACUGGGUGUGACCGAGACCCAGCGUGGCCCCCAGACUUCAGGCUGCCAUCGGAAGCGGCCCCCCCGCCACAAGACCACGGGUCUGGUGCCCCUGGAGAGUUGGCCUGUGUGCUGUGAACUCGGCCAGCCUGUGUAGGAGACACAGGCCUGCCCUUCCCACCACCGCCUGGGGCUCAGGGCCCUGGACACGGAACCGGGGUGGCCUCAGGCAUGCACGGGGCUGCACAUGGCGACUUUGGGACAGCGACUCCUGACUUUUGCCACCGUCACACGUGACGCCCUGUCCACUGCAGCCAGGAUGCCACGGAAGACACUGUCGUUGGCCCUGGAAAGCGGGCCGGGAAGUUCAGGGGGUGCCAGGCGGUGCAGAGCCCUGCCCGAGGCAGGGAGUGGGCGGGGCUUCCUGGCACUGGCACCACAGUGUGGGCACAGAGCAGGCACACAGCAGGGGCACAAUAAAUGCUUGUUGAACCUGUUUUCUUGCUAUGUGUGGAGGCCAGUUGCUCUCUGGGCUGUGGCUGCCCCCCAUGGCCCCACCCAAUCAGGUCCUCAAGGACCCUGAAGGUGAGACAGCCUGAGUGUGCUGGGGUCAGGGCCAGACACUGAGGUGCCCAGAGUGGAAGCUGGGUCUGGGGGGUUGGGGUCCACGUGGAGCCAGGCUGGCAUGCUGCCUUGGAUUCCAGAAGUGUGCAAGGUAGGAGGUAGGGAUGGGAUAGGCAGGUGGGAAACUUGGGAGACAGGGCUUCAAGCCCAGGCCUUAAGCUGCCCUGACCCCAUGGGGAUCCUUGACCCCAUGUCUAGAGGCACCUUUAUGUGGAGCCCUGGGGCUUAGGUGCCUGGAGAAACAUCCCUAUUAUAAAGAUGAGGGAACUUAGGGUCACAGAGAUGAAGUAACCUGCCUAAGAUAACAGAGCUAGUGAAUGGUAGAGAUGGGGUCAGAACCAGGACUUUAAGAAGACUCAUCCCUUUCCAGAUGGAUUUCUAGAGCUUUCCCCCAAGUGGAGAAUGUUCUGCAGACUUCCAUACAUCCAUCCAUCACCAACCCUUCAUCCAUCCAUCCAUCCAUCAUCUUCCAUCCAUCCAUCCCUUCAUCCA
Messenger RNA from Neogale vison (American mink), 2143 nucleotides. RefSeq names its product GSG1 like (gene GSG1L). The record is from RefSeq and is a predicted model, not a curated record. The transcript has 8 exons. Gene Ontology annotation, cellular component: plasma membrane. NCBI's taxonomy places the organism in Eukaryota, Metazoa, Chordata, Mammalia, Carnivora, Mustelidae. The coding region runs from base 1 to 1059 and encodes 352 amino acids.